Messenger RNA from Motacilla alba alba, 6048 nucleotides. It is a transcript of the gene LRRC49, whose product is annotated as leucine rich repeat containing 49. The coding region runs from base 251 to 2311 and encodes 686 amino acids. Gene Ontology annotation, molecular function: protein binding. The transcript has 17 exons. Lineage: Eukaryota; Metazoa; Chordata; Aves; Passeriformes; Motacillidae. The record is from RefSeq and is a predicted model, not a curated record.
CCGCCCCAGACGGCGGGCGGGGCGGAAGCCGCGGUGUCCGCGGUAACGGCGGAGCCAUUUCCGACAGGGCGGCGGCGGCGCGGGGUCGUGCGGGGCUGCGGGCUUGUUUGGGACAGCGGAGCCCUGACAGGCUGCUUGAGGCUGCGGGGCCCUGAGGGGCCGCCUGGGGCCGAGGGACUGCGGGGAGCCGAGGAGCUGCGCGGAGCCGAGGGGCUGCGCGGGGCCGUGCGGAGCCGAGGGGCAGCGGGCCAUGGUGCCCAGCAAGGGCCGGCCCGGCCGGGGCCCGCGGGCCGCGCCCGCAGCGGUUAAUAAUUGUGGUCUCCAGCUGGUCAUCCAGACCUUGUCAAUACCAGAAAAAAACAAACCAUUUGAAUUCAGAAUAAAUAAAGAGCAGUCAUCUUUCCACAGUAGGCUUCUGCAGCAUGACCUGGAAAAAAACUACUCUGGAAGACAAGAUAACACAAAUUUUGGGAGCAGUUCAUCAAUAACAUUUCCUAUAUUGCAACGUACUGCUGAAGAAAAAAUCCUGAACUCAGACAGACUUACCCUGGAAAGGCAAAAAUUGACAGUGUGCCCAAUUAUUGACGGGGAAGAUCACCUUCGUCUUUUGAAUUUCCAGCAUAACUUUAUAACUCGUAUCCAAAAUAUUUCUAAUCUUCACCAUCUUGUUUUCUUAGAUUUAUAUGAUAAUCAGAUUGAAGAGAUAAGUGGGGUUUCAACUUUGAGAUCCCUGAGAGUCCUGCUGUUGGGAAAGAACAGAAUAAAGAAGAUCUCAAAUCUGGAGAACCUAAAAAACCUUGAUGUUUUAGAUCUUCAUGGAAAUCAGAUUGCUAAAAUAGAAAACAUCGGUCAUUUGAGUGAACUGAGGGUGUUAAACCUUGCCAGAAACCUCCUCACUGUUGUAGAAAACCUGAAUGGACUGGAUUCACUCACAGAGCUCAACCUCCGUCAUAAUCAAGUCUCUGCUAUAAAAGAUGUGGAUACUUUGCCCUGUCUCCAGCGUCUCUUCCUCAGCUUCAACAAUAUAUCUAGUUUUGAGGAUAUUCUGUGCCUUGCUGAUUCCUCAUCCUUGUCAGAUAUCACCCUUGAUGGCAAUCCAAUAGCUCAGGAGACAUGGUACAAACACACUGUUCUCCAUCAUAUGAUGCAGCUCCGACAGCUAGAUAUGAAGAGAAUCACAGAAGAAGAAAGACGUAUGGCAUCUAUUGCAGCAAGGAAAGAGGAAGAAAGGAAGCGUGAAAGCCACAGACAGACCUUGCUUAAGGAAAAGAAGCGGUUAACGAUUGGUAACAUUGCUCGGCAGUGGGAGAUCCAGCAGAACCAAAUUGCUCUUGAGGCUUCUUUAAACAAAGAUAAAGAAAAUGAGCCCUGCCAGAUCAAUGGCAGUGCUGCAUAUGUGUUUCCUGAAGAAAGCAGAUCUCUUGAUACAAUCCUGAGCAGUGCAGUACAAGGCUUGUCUGUUCUGGAGUCUCAUUUAGUGGAGGUGGAAGGAGACACUCUUGGCUUGUAUGGUGCUGGGGCACUGGAGUGCCUGGACCGAAACUGGAGCGUUCAGACAGCUGGCAUUAUUGCCACAGUCUCCUUUAUGUUCAUAGAAUUUGAUGAAAUUGUUCAAGUGUUAGCAAAACUGAAGACAAAAUUUCCCAAUUGUGUGCACCUGAAGUUCAAGGAGACAAAUCUUGUGGCGCUGCAGCAGUUCAGUGCAUUGGCUGAGAUGCAUCGCAUGGAACAGUUGACAGUUGAUCCUCAGGGAAAUCCAGUCGUCAACUUCACUUUGUGGAAAUACUAUGUUCUGUUCAGACUGAACCAUUUUAAUCUACAGAAGAUAAAUGGAGUGAAGGUUACUGAAAAUGACAUUGUAAAGGCAGAAAGGCUCUUUGGCAUUCUGGCGCAUGUGGCAUCUUCGGAGCUGCCGCAUUAUCGCGUGCUUUCGUUAUUUGGAGAAUCCAGGAGGAAGCAAUUCCAUUAUCUCCUGGAGGGAAAGGGAAAGAAAUCUGGGAUUGGGAGUGAGGAAAGUAGUGAUAACAGAAGAAGUGGAGGGGAAAGCACAGCUCGAGCAACGUUGAAUUACAUGACAAAAGAUUUUCAUAUGGAAAAGCUUGAGGAAAUCAAAGAAAGAAAAACAUUUUGCCAGACAUACGUUGAGAACUUAGUGAAAGAAGCAGCUGACAUCAAUAUGAAGAAUGAAUCAUUGCAGAAGCUCUGGCCUCAGAUGUUCAUUGAACUUGUCAGAGAUGCAGUGAUAGAAAUACGCAAUAAAAACUCCUACAUGAAACUCUGCCUCCAGCGGAUCACUGAGCAGAAACAGUAGAGUCAAGAUACAAUAAAGAAGUACUGUGUGCAAAGAAAAGACUAAAUGCUGCACGAAGAGAUGAGACACAACUUGCCCCAAAAUCAACUGAAGGGGUAGAAAAAGCCCCCAUUCCAUAGUACAGUAACUACCACAAUUAACAGCUUGCCAGCUUCUGUCCAGAUAUUGAAUCUAGGAAGUGUUAGCAAGUCCAGCUGCUUGCCAUGGAUGGCAUUCAGAUGCAGGUAGAAAGUUGUGCCAUUUAAUUUUUUAGUUUCAUUGUAUCUUAACUAAAGCAAUCUAAAACCUUUGUGCAUUUUUUACUUAAUUAAAACUUCUCUCAUUUUAUGUGGGCUCAUUUAUAAAAAAAGAAACUAAAGAAAACUUCCUGCAAAUAUUUCUAUGACUCAAAAGCAAAUUUAUUUUUAAACUGUAUCUAGAAGGUAUUUUCUCUCAAAGCAGAGAUGCAGAUACCGUUUAAUGAUUUUUUUAUGCCCAGAAAAUCAUGGAAUCAUGGAAGGUUUGGGUUGGAAUGGACUUUGAAGACCAUCUAGUUCCACUGUUCUGCCAGAGGCAGGGACAUUUUCCACUAGAGCAGAUUGCCCAAAGCCGUGUCCAGCCUGGCCUUGAACACUUCCAGGAUGGGGCAGCCACAGUUUGUCUGGAUAACCUGUGCUGGGGCCUCACCAUCCUCAUUGGAAGAAUUUCUUCCAUAUAUCCAAUCUAAAUCUUUCUUCUUUCAUUUAAAGCCAUUCCCCCUUGUCCUGUCACCACAUGCCCUUGUUCAGGUGCCCUCUCCACCUCUCUUGGAGCCCUCAUAGGCACUAGAAGGUGCUUUAAGGUCUCCUGUGCCUCUUGUCCAGGCUGAACAGUGCAAGCUCCCUGAGCCUUGAAUAAGUACAGCAAUGAAGUGGUCACAGAUGUUUUGGAGAGUACAGUCUGCUUGCAUUCAGGUCAGGCUGGUACCUCUGUGUUGUCUGAGGGAAUCCCAUCUCAGAGCAUGUGACGAGUUAGCUGUGAUGUGGGUACAUCGCUGUUAAAUGCACUUUUCCAUUUGGUUCAAGUUGCAUUUGCAGGUAGUUGCUUUUCAGUCUGCAGAAUGUAGUGGAGGUUAAGUAAUUUAAACUCUAAGGGAGUGUUAGAAUUCCUGGAGAAACUGCUCCAGCAGUUGAUAAAAUUUAAUAGAAACAAUCACCUAUCUGGGCUUUUUGAACUGCUUCAUGGAAUUUAUAAUAAGAUUAGUUUAUUUGGUGGGAUUUUUGUUUCCUUUCCAUUGGAAAAUUGCACUCUCAAGUUUUAUAGUGCAUUUUAUUAAAGGAACAAAUUAGGGCCUGGCAAAAUGUGAGAAAAGGAGAGUUUACAUUAGAAAAACAGCCAAUAUAGAAAUGAUCAUACAAUAGGUUUUUGGAUCUAUCAUUUACUUUACAUAAUUUCUGUGCCAAGGGGGUGCAUGAAGCAAUUCCAGCUUCUGCAUGGGGACAGAAAGCUCGGCAGCUCUGUGGAAGUGCAGAGCUCUCCUGAUGAUGUAGCUGGAACAGAUGGGCCCCUUUUGAAUCAGAUUCAGCAACAGUAAAAGCCUGGAAAAAAAAUGUUUUGAGAAGGUUGUAUUGGUCUAGAGGAACAGGAAGUCCUCCAUGGGAAAAUCAAGAGAAAAGCCAGACUUUCUGAUAUGCAGUCUUUAGAAGCAUAAUCCUGGUUUGAGGCUUUAAGGUAGGGUCUUGAAAAAAUGAAUCAUAGGGUAUUGAUGGGGAGUUGCAGAAACAUCUUUAAAUGCUCUGUAUUCCCAGUGGUCUGUGAAUGCUGCCAGAUUGGACUUUUUUCACUAAUAGCAGCUGUUUCAUAACAGAAUUGCUAAAUGGCUGAAGUGAGGGUAGGUAGGCAGCUAUUAUAAAUGAAGAAAAGAUGAAUGUUGGGCUCAUAUGUUCUUUUCACAUAAAACCAGUAGUAAAAAAAAAAGGAACUUUGAUUUUCACGAAUUCUUUUUAGGAAACAAGUGAUAGAUUAAAGUGAUGUUAGGCCUAAGAAUACAUAGAAUUUUCAGCAGAUGGAGGAUCUUAACAUUUUUAGCAUGCUAUAUGUUGUUUUUAUGGUUACCCAAAUAAUUUUUAAUUCAUACAGACUCAUGAGAUACAGUCCUGUAGUUGCUUAUUAGGGAGUUCCCAAGUACCUAAAAAUUUGAAGGUUGUAUAAGCAGCAAAUUCUUAGAUGUUCUGAAACUUAAGUGCCACAGGAACUUUCUACAGAUGUAAAUUGAUGAGUUAAAACAGCAAUUGAUAUUGAAGCUAGGGAACCUGUUAAUAAAACCUUCCAGUCUGAAAGCAGUUAUUUCUUUCUUCUUCAAAAGCCUUUGAAUGCUGCAUAAAACCAAAUUUUGGUGUUGUUAAUAUUUCACUGAUAUCCCAUCAAGGUAAACUGUGAUCCUCUCCUGUAGCCUGACUUUUGCACAAGCCAGGAACUAUUAGUGUAAAAUAUCUGUGUGUUAACUAGAAAUCACCUUGAGGGUUAAAAAGAUACUGUUUAAAGUUCUUUGGAAACUUUUUGGCUUGACUUUUAGGUUAUUUAUGCAAUUUACUUCUUUCCUGAGACAAUUUUCUUCUAUGUCCAGCCAAAAGCAGAUAAUGAUGUAGGAUGUUUUGUUCAGUUUCAGUUUAGCUGUUUCACACACGAAGGCCCCAUUAUGUCAUGCAGAGUCACUGUUUGUUAUGCAACUGAAAUUUGAUCUUCAGUAAGGAGGCUGAUGAGGAGCUCUACUUCAUACAUUCCUUCUAAUACAGAAUCUGAAAAAGUAAUAGAGCUGCAUAUUUGCUGCCACAGUGGAGCAGGGAGAACAAAUUCACUUGAUGCAAACCAAAAGCUGAUGCUGUCAGUUAGGAAGAAAAAGGUACUGGGGAAAGGUUUUAACUGAGCAUAGAAGUAACGCUGCCACACUGCCAGGGACCAAGGGAUACAUCUGAAUCCAGAAACAGCUGAGAAGUGUUUUCCAUUAUAGAAAUGUGAAUUAUCUUCUUCCAUGCCUACAAAUGUAUUUCACCAUGUAAACUGCAUAAAAUAAUGACAAUAAUAAAAAGGUUAACCUAUUAAAACAGAUCUGCACAUGAAGUUUGGCUACUGUGGAAACAGUAGUGACUCCACAAUCUAUACAUUCCAUAAUUUCAGGACAAGUGGUUGCUUUUUUAACCAGAACUAUGGGCUGUAAAAGUGCCAAUGAUGCUUCCAGUUUCUGCUUUUUAUCACAGCGACACAUCAGGAUGAAUUGGGUUUUGUUAGCUGCUUUAGUUAAAGAAGCUAAGGCAAAUAUUUGCUAUUUCUUCUUACUAUGUAAUAGUCAUAAAUAUGUGAUUUAGAUUGGGAGUCAAAAUCACAAUAGUAGCUAGUUGGUUUGAUUGAGAAAACAGACUGCUUGGAUGUUUUUCUGUUUCCAUAUCACACAAACUCUGCUACAUCUUGAAGCCCAGUUCCAGUGAAAUUAUUUUUCUUUUUAAGUUGGAGGCAUCAGAUUUUCUGUGUGUUGUAUUGAGCACUUGACGCUUCAGCACAGAAGAAGAUAUCCCGGAAUGAUAAUGUCUUCCAUCUAUUUAUAAAUGUAUCAUUAGACAAGAGAUUGUUAAGUUAAUUCUGACUACAGUGGAGAAGAAAUUGGGCUGUCAAUGUGAUGUUUGUCCUACAUGCUCACAUUGUCUAGACAUCUUACUUGGUCAUGCAAAUAACAGUGGUCACAACCAAUAAAUAAAUCAUUGCAAUAUGUAGAGAAGCUGUGA